AAAGAACUAAAAUCCACAUCCCUGUAGGAGAAGGAUAAACCAGAUUGCUAGUAUAAAUAGAGCCAAACCGUACUAUCAUAACUCAUAAAUAAUCAAUAAUAAAUCAAUGGCUAAUGUAAAGAUCUCGAAACGCAGAAUUCAUUCUACUGCAAAUCGGUUUAACAAAUUUCCUACAGAAAUUUUAACCGAAAUUCUUGCAAAAGUGGCUUCUACAUCAGCCAUUGAUCUCGUCAAAGCGAAAAUAAGCUGCAACGAGUUUCUUCAAGCAGCAUCAGACGAUUACGUCUUCCAGAACCUCAACAUUGAGUCUUUUCCCGUCAUACCUUGGACAACAACAACAAAUGGCGCCUCAAAUUUACUAGAAAACUGCAAGAAGUGCGGAAAUCCAGAAUCGUUAUUCCGGCAAGGAAUUAUCAAAUAUUUCAGCAAUAACUUAGAUAUUGAUUCUGGACUUGAAUGCUUAAAAAAAGCAGCUACCAAAGGACAUACAGUUGCUACGUACGUAUACGGUAUAAUUCUCGUAUGCUACGGCGGCGAACGGAGAAACGAAGGAUUAAAGUUACUUUUCGAGUCGGGCUCGAACUUGAUUGUGGACGAAUGCAGAGAAAAGGUAAGAAAAACUAUAAAUGGGAUGUGGGUGGAUAAUUUUAUAGUUGGAUUUGGACCAGCUCAAGAAGAAGAAUUUAAGAGGAAAUUGGAAAAUUGUAACUGUAAAAAUAAUUUACCGCUAUGCUCUUCGACUACUAGACCUCGUAAGAAAUUAUCAAUUUGGGAAUUAUCGAAUGACCAAGAAUUUGAAGAUGACAAAUUUUCUUGCCAAGCUUGUUUAUGGGAUCUUGAAGCAAUUAGGUUUUGUAAUUUCUUAAGAACAAAAUGUUUCACUACUCCUUUUAAGUUUUAGUUUCUUGAUUGUAUUCAAUUCUUUUAGGGUUUGAUUAAAUUAGUAAUUCAAUUUAUUCAAUUUUAAUUUUAAA
Molecule: messenger RNA, 974 nt
Organism: Mercurialis annua (annual mercury)
Lineage: Eukaryota; Viridiplantae; Streptophyta; Magnoliopsida; Malpighiales; Euphorbiaceae
Product: putative F-box protein At1g67623
Exons: 1
Coding region: 107-901 (264 amino acids)
Molecular function (GO): protein binding
Source: RefSeq, a predicted model, not a curated record